UCCUACCGGCAUUUUCCGUAGCCAUUUUCUCACAAGGGAAGAAGUGGUUUCGGAAAUACUCUUGAAAUUUUGUUUGUAUUUUAAUUUAAUUUAAAAUGCCUGGAUAUUCUGACAGAGACCGUGGUAGAGAUAGGGGUUAUGGCGGUGGUCCUCCCCGCUUCGGUGGCAGCCGAAAUGGGCCGCCCCAGGGCGGCAAGUUCGGCAACCCCGGCGAGAGGCUGCGCAAGAAGCACUGGAACUUGGAUGAGCUCCCAAAGUUCGAGAAGAACUUCUACAAAGAGCACCCUGACUUGACAAGGCGAUCGCCGCAAGAAGUGGAGAUGUACAGGAGGAGCAAAGAGGUGACGGUGAAGGGCCGAGACUGUCCCAAACCCAUCAUCAAAUUCCACGAAGCCAGUUUUCCCAACUAUGUCAUGGACGUGAUCAGUAAGAUGACGUGGACGGAGCCCACCCCCAUUCAGGCCCAGGGCUGGCCUCUGGCGCUGAGUGGGAAGGACAUGGUCGGCAUCGCCCAGACCGGCUCCGGCAAAACACUGGCUUAUUUGCUGCCCGCUAUCGUCCACAUCAACCACCAGCCGUUCCUGGAGCACGGCGACGGACCCAUUUGUCUGGUGUUGGCUCCGACCCGAGAGCUGGCUCAGCAGGUGCAGCAGGUGGCCGCCGAGUAUGGCCGCGCCUCGCGCCUCAAGUCCACCUGCAUCUACGGCGGAGCACCCAAAGGACCACAGAUACGCGACCUGGAGAGAGGUGUGGAGAUCUGUAUAGCCACCCCGGGGCGCCUGAUCGAUUUCCUGGAGGUGGGCAAGACCAACCUGCGGCGCUGCACCUACCUGGUGCUGGACGAGGCCGACCGCAUGCUGGACAUGGGCUUCGAACCGCAGAUCCGCAAGAUAGUGGACCAGAUCAGGCCGGACCGCCAGACGCUGAUGUGGAGCGCCACCUGGCCCAAGGAGGUGCGUCAGCUGGCCGAGGACUUCCUGAAGGAGUAUGUGCAGAUCAACGUGGGAGCUCUGCAGCUCAGCGCCAACCACAACAUCCUGCAGAUCGUGGACGUCUGCAACGACGGCGAGAAGGAUGACAAACUGCUGAGGCUCCUGGAGGAGAUCAUGAGCGAGAAGGAGAACAAGACCAUCAUCUUUGUGGAGACCAAGAGGCGCUGUGACGAGCUGACCAGGAGGAUGAGGCGAGACGGUUGGCCAGCGAUGGGCAUUCAUGGCGACAAGAGCCAGCAGGAGAGAGACUGGGUGCUUAACGAAUUCAAGUUUGGCAAGGCCUGCAUCCUCAUCGCCACAGACGUUGCCUCGCGCGGUCUAGACGUGGAGGAUGUGAAAUUUGUCAUCAACUAUGACUACCCCAACUCCUCCGAGGAUUACAUCCAUCGCAUCGGCCGCACAGCCCGCAGCCAAAAGACGGGCACGGCCUACACCUUCUUCACGCCGGGCAACAUGCGGCAGGCGGGCGACCUGGUGUCUGUCCUCCGCGAGGCCAACCAGGCCAUCAACCCCAAGCUGCUGCAGAUGGCCGAGGACAGAGGAGGUCGUUCCCGAGGAGGCCGCGGCGGCUACAAGGACGACCGUCGCGAUAGGUAUUCCGGGGGGAGGCGGGAUUUUGGGAACUUCAGGGACAGGGAUAGCGAUCGGGGCUACGGUAGCGGACCAAAGAGCCAGAACGGCGGCGGAGGUGGUGGCUAUGGCGGGGGCGGCCACGGUCACCACGGCAACAGCGGCGGCGGCGGUAACUACAGUAACGGCUACAGCAACAACGGACAGGGCAACAGCUACGGUGGCGGCGCUGGGCCCGGGAACCCCGUGCCCCCCUUUCAGAACCAGAACUACCAGGCCCAGCCGCCACCGCCGCCACCCUUCGGCGGGAACCAGGCCGGCGGCCAGAACGGCAUGAGCCACCCGCCGUUCCCGCCGUUCAAUCCCCAGGGGGCGCCCCCCCAGCAGCCACCACAGCCCAUGGUGCCCUACCCCAUGCCCCCCGCGUUCCCUCAGUAAACUCAAAACACACACACACACACACACACACACUACACACAUUACACACAUUACACAACACACACACGCACUAUAUAUACACACACAUAUUACACAUUCACACACAUAUUACACAUUCACACACACACACACUAUAUAUACACACAUAUUACACAUUCACUAUGUACACACAGUUGUGCGCACAAAACCCUUGAAAUCGUUCUUUUUUGUGUUUAAAAGAAGAGAAGUUCUUAUUUACUAUAUACUUCGUACAAUUUGUUUUUUGUUUUGUUUUUUGCCUCCAGCAGGGUUGACGCUUUUUUUCUUCUCCAUCUCUCUUUUCAACAGUCUGAGUAUCUAUAAAAAGUCCAAGUGAUCUCUCGUGCAACCACUGCACAAUUUUACCAGUUUAUUUUUUAUUUUUAUUAUUUGUUACAUUCCUCGAUAAUUUAUUUUUAUUAGAUAAUGCACAUUUUCAUGAUUUAGUGUAUGUUUAAAAGUGGUAUGUUUAAAAAUCUUGAUCUGAGGGCCACAUUGCUUGGGCCUUCCAAUAAAAAAAUAAGAUGGAAAAAUGA
Engraulis encrasicolus (European anchovy) is the source of this 2554-nucleotide messenger RNA. Its product is annotated as probable ATP-dependent RNA helicase DDX5. Gene Ontology annotation, cellular component: nucleus; ribonucleoprotein complex; cytoplasm. Gene Ontology annotation, molecular function: ribonucleoprotein complex binding; mRNA 3'-UTR binding; RNA helicase activity. The transcript has 13 exons. The record is from RefSeq and is a predicted model, not a curated record. NCBI's taxonomy places the organism in Eukaryota, Metazoa, Chordata, Actinopteri, Clupeiformes, Engraulidae. The coding region runs from base 96 to 2000 and encodes 634 amino acids. Gene Ontology annotation, biological process: alternative mRNA splicing, via spliceosome.